Molecule: messenger RNA, 3711 nt
Organism: Brassica rapa (field mustard)
Lineage: Eukaryota; Viridiplantae; Streptophyta; Magnoliopsida; Brassicales; Brassicaceae
Product: pentatricopeptide repeat-containing protein At5g15280, mitochondrial
Molecular function (GO): mRNA binding; protein binding
Source: RefSeq, a predicted model, not a curated record
AUGCUUAAUCUCCUCUCCUCCAGAUACUCUACUCGGCUUAAGGCUUCUCUUCUCUCACGCCGUCACUCUUUCGCGUCGUCCUCCUCCACUACCUCACCAGCUUCGUCCUCUCCAAGAAAGUAUGUAUCUUCCUCACUCUCCGGAGGUAUACUGGAUCGAUACUCGCUUUCUCUUGGUGGGUCAGCGAAGGCUUCAUCUUCUCCUCUAAAGGGCUUGCUUUUGGACCUGUCCGAUGCGGUUCCCGACAUCACCCGCAGAUUCAGAAGAUUCCACGGCCUAAAACCCGAACAAGUCCUCGAACUGCUUCUGGGUUUCGAAUCCGAGCUUCAGAGAUGCGGAAAGGUCCAACCUUUAUGGAAUAUUUUCAGAUGGGCUAGUAAGCAGCACAAAGGGUUUAAGCACCAUCCCAAGUCUUACGAGAUCAUGGCGUCGUUGCUUAUCAGAGAAGGAAUGGUUAAGGAAGCUGAGCUCUUGCUGUUGGAAAUGGAGAAGGACGGAGAGACGUUGGAUAACGAGGUGGUUUUCUGCGAUUUGAUUCAGAAGUAUUUAGAUGGUUUUGAUUCGAGGAAGGCGGUUAUGUUGUUUGAUUGGAUGAGGGGUAAGGGUUUAGUGCCUUUGAGUUCGUGUUAUGAGUCUCUGAUUGAUCAUUUGGUUGGAGUUUGUAAAACGGAAUCAGCUUAUAGAGUUUGUUUAGAUUGGGUUGAGGCAAAGGAUGAAUCAUUUGAUAGAUUUGAUAAAGUUAUUGAGUUACUCUGCUUGGAUCAGAGGGUUCAGGAAGCUAGAGUUCUGGCGAGUAAGCUUAGUAACCAAACUAGCUCUAUAUAUAGUAAGAUUUGUUUAGGGUAUAACGAGAAGCAGGACUUUGAGGAUCUGCUGAGUUUCAUCCGUGAGGUUAAGUACAAACCUGAUGUGUUCGUUGGGAACAGGAUAGUGCAUUCUCUCUGCAAGAGGUUUGGCUCGGAGAGAGCUUAUGUAUACACGGAGGAGCUUCAAAGCUUGGGGUUCAAACCCGAUGAGGCCACGUUCGGGAUCUUGAUCGGCUGGUGCUGUCACGAAGGAGAUCUCAAAAGAGCGUUUCUUUACUUAUCCGAGAUUGCGUCAAAGGGUUUAAAGCCUGAUGUGUAUAGCUACAACGCUGUCUUAAGCGGGCUUUUUAGAAAAGGACUGUGGGAGCAUACCGGUUGUAUUGUGGAGGAGAUGAAGGAGAACGGAGUGUUGCUGGGGUCGUCGACGGUUAAGGUAAUGGUGGCUGGAUACUGCAAAGCGAGACGGUUUGAAGAAGCUAAGAAGAUUGUUAAGGAAGCAUCUAAAGUUGAAGAAGCUUUUAGUUUAGUGGGGUUUGAUCCUUUAGCCGUUAGAUUGAAGAGAGACAAUGGUAAUGGACUCUCAAAAGCAGAGUUCUUCGAUGAGCUUGGGAAUGGACUAUACUUGGAUACUGACUUGGAUGCUUACGAGGAGAAGGUGAACAUGGUUCUUGACAGAUCCGUCUUACCUGAGUUUAACUUGCUUAUCGUUGGAGCUUGUGAAGACGGUGAUUUACACAGAGCGUUGAGUCUUCUUGAUGAGAUGCCUUGUUGGGGUCAGAAGCUAUCUCGUAGAGGCUUCACUGUUUUGAUGAAGAGUCUCUGCGUGUCCCGUUCUUAUGUGAGAGUGAGUGUUAGCCUAAUGAGGAAAUGGCCGAAGCUGGCUAAUCAGUUAGACGGAGAGACUCUCAACUUUCUUGUCCGAGAGUAUUGCAAGAAGGGACUUAGUCGCCAGAGCAAACUCAUUUUCCAUAGAAUGUCUCAUCAAACGCAUCUUCCUAUCGAUAACGAAACUUACACAUCUCUGAUAAGUUGUUUCUGCAAGAAAGAAUCACUCAAGGAUCUACUCAAUGUGUUGGACGCUGCAAAAAAGGCUAACUGGUUACCUGAUUUGGAAACUUGCGGAACUCUAUGGGAAUGUCUCCUCCAGAAAGGACUUGUGAAGGAAGCGGUUAAGCUCUUUGACCGUGUAUUCACAUCGCAGUCAGAAGCUUGUAGGAUUUUUAUGGAGAAGCUCACUGUUUUAGGGUAUUCUCGUGUGGCUUACUCUGUUGUGGAGAGACUUGAAGGAGAAGGUUACGUUGUGGAGGAAGAGGUUUACAACCUUCUCAUCAAGGGACUAUGUAAAGAUAGGAAUGAUUCAGCUGCAUUUGCUGUACUAGACAAAAUGCUAGAGAAGAAACACGUUCCUAGCUUGUUAGAUUCAUAUGCUUUGAUAGAAGGACUAUGCUUAGCUGGGAAGAUGUCUGACGCAGAGAAUCAGUUAAGAACAAGAUUAUCAAAUGGUGUUUCCUUAGAUAACGAUAUCUACAGUUUGAUGUUUGGAGGUUACUGUAAAGGUAACAACUUGAGGAGAGUUGAGGAAGUACUAGGAAUCAUUGUGAGGAAGAACGUGAUCGUUUCUGUGAAGAGUUACAGAGAAUACAUUCAGAGAAUGUGUUCAGAGCGGAAGUUUCUUUUUGCAAUGAGUCUGUUGUUGCUAGGAGAAAGCAAUCCUCACGGUGUAAUCAUCUACAAUCUAUUAAUUUUCUAUCUGUUUAGGGAUAAGAAUCAUAAGGAGGUUGAGAAAGUUUUGCUUGGAAUGCAAGGAAGAGGAUUGUUGCCUGAUGAAGCAACGUUUAACUUUCUUGUUUACGGAUACUAUUCCUGUGGAGACUAUUUGAAUUCUCUGAGAUAUCUCUCGGCUAUGAUCUCUGAAGGGAUGAAACCGAAUAAGCGGAGCUUAAGAGUGGUUAUCAGUUCUCUGUGUGAGAGUGGAGAUGUGAAGAAAGCUAUGGACUUGUGGGAGGUGAUGGAGUCAAAAGGAUGGAGCUUUGUUUCUUCUGUUGUUCAAACCAAGAUUGCUGAAUCCUUAAUUUCGAGAGGUGAUGUGGCAAAAGCUGAAGACUUUCUGACUUGUGCGACACGCAAUGGUUGCAUGAUGGCUCCCAGCUACGAUAACGUCAUCAAGAAGCUAUCUGGUUUAGGGAGUCUCGGCGUAGCGGUUCAACUCUUGAACAUAAUGCUAAAGAACCGGAAGAUUCCGGAUUCUUCGAGCUAUGAUUCAGUCAUCAAUGGGUUGUUGAGAUGCAGCAGCAACAAGUUGGAUGAAGCUAGGGACUUUCAUACGGAGAUGUUGGAGCUAGGUCUGAGUCCAAGCGUAAGUACGUGGAGUGGUCUUGUUCAUAAGUAUUGCGAAGCGUGUCAAGUGUUGGAAUCAGAGAGACUUAUCAAAUCAAUGUUUGCGUUAGGUGAAACGCCGAGUCAGGAGAUGUUUAAGGUUGUGAUUGAUCGGUUUAGAGUUGAGAAUAAUACGGUGAAAGCUUCGGAGAUGGUGGAGAUGAUGCAGAAGUGUGGCUAUGAAGUUGAUUUUGAGACUCAUUGGUCUUUGAUAAGUAACAUGAGCUCUUGUAAGGAGAAGAAGACAGAAGCUGGCCAAGGGUUCUUGUCUAGGCUUCUCUCUGGGAAUGGGUUUUCUUGGAAGCGAUAACAAAUUUUGAAACUCAAGUUAAGAUCUUGUACAGUAGCUGCUCUUUGUUGGUGAUGGAACAUUAAUGUAUGUUUUAUCUUAGUUACUACUACUUGUCGUCUUUGGUUCAAGUUGUCUCAAUUGUUAAUUUACUCUUUUGAAGGUGACUUUUCAAGGGAUUUGAUCCGUCACUCACUACUCAACCUCAUAUAUUAAGUUUAUAGUCCUUUUGACAAUUGA